This is a messenger RNA of Umbelopsis ramanniana AG, 1118 nucleotides long. RefSeq lists its product as uncharacterized. The transcript has 5 exons. Gene Ontology annotation, cellular component: endoplasmic reticulum membrane. The coding region runs from base 23 to 1072 and encodes 349 amino acids. The record is from RefSeq and is a predicted model, not a curated record. Gene Ontology annotation, biological process: triglyceride biosynthetic process. Gene Ontology annotation, molecular function: diacylglycerol O-acyltransferase activity. NCBI's taxonomy places the organism in Eukaryota, Fungi, Mucoromycota, Umbelopsidomycetes, Umbelopsidales, Umbelopsidaceae.
CUGCCAUUUUCACGUGCAGCCAAUGGAACGAGCCCAAGUCACUGCAUUGCUCGACCACAUUCCCAAAGUCCAUUGGGCACCGCUUCGUGGGAUCCCUUUAAAACGUCGCUUACAGACCUUGGCUAUCGUUACAUGGCUGGCUUUACUUCCUAUCUGUCUCAUCAUAUACCUGUAUCUAUUCACCUUUCCCUUAUUAUGGCCGAUGCUCAUUAUGUAUACGAUAUGGCUGUUCUUCGACAAAGCCCCUGAAAACGGAGGCAGACGAAUUUCACUGGUGAGGAAACUGCCACUGUGGAAGCAUUUUGCCAAAUAUUUCCCAGUCACUUUGAUCAAGGAAGGAGAACUCGACCCCAAGGGAAACUAUAUUAUGUCAUAUCACCCUCAUGGAAUCAUAUCCAUGGCGGCUUUCGCCAAUUUUGCGACGGAGGCGACUGGCUUUUCCGAGCAGUAUCCGGGCAUUGUUCCUUCAUUACUGACACUAGCCUCCAACUUUCGGUUACCUUUGUACCGAGAUUUCAUGAUGUCUCUAGGCAUGUGCUCGGUUUCUCGACACUCUUGUGAAGCUAUUCUUCGUUCGGGUCCUGGUCGGUCUAUUGUAAUUGUCACAGGCGGAGCUUCAGAAUCCCUUAGCGCACGACCUGGUACCAACGACCUUACACUUAAGAAGCGACUGGGCUUCAUCCGACUCGCCAUCCGAAAUGGUGCCAGUUUAGUGCCUAUCUUUUCAUUUGGAGAGAACGACAUUUAUGAGCAAUAUGAUAACAAGAAGGGAAGUUUGUUAUGGCGAUAUCAAAAAUGGUUCCAAAAAAUUACUGGAUUUACGGUUCCUUUGGCUCAUGCGCGCGGCAUUUUCAACUACAAUGCUGGGUUCAUACCAUUCCGACAUCCGAUAGUGACAGUUGUUGGUAAACCUAUUGCUGUCCCCCUCUUACCUGAAGGCGAAAGCGAGCCUAGCGAGGAACAAUUGCGUCAAGUUCAAGCAAUGUACAUUGAAAGCCUGCAAGCUAUUUAUGAUAAAUACAAAGAUACCUAUGCUAAGGAUAGAAUAAAAGAAAUGACCAUAAUUGCAUAAUAAACCUCCGCGGCAAUGCCUUUUUCGACAACUGCCACACACCCAA